Mycotypha africana is the source of this 714-nucleotide messenger RNA. RefSeq names its product Mss4-like protein. Lineage: Eukaryota; Fungi; Mucoromycota; Mucoromycetes; Mucorales; Mycotyphaceae. Bases 29 to 523 code for a protein of 164 amino acids. The record is from RefSeq and is a predicted model, not a curated record. The transcript is spliced from 6 exons. Gene Ontology annotation, molecular function: carbon-sulfur lyase activity.
CUUUCACAUUAAUAAUAAAAAUUUGAACAUGGAAUUAAAAGGGUCUUGUCAUUGCGAGAAAGUACAAUUUAAAGUGGUAUCACAGACACCAGCCCCUUUCAUGCGUUGUUACUGUUCCAUUUGUCGUAAAUGUCAAGGGGGAGGUGGUUAUGCCAUUAAUCUUAUGGGAUUGAAAAAAACUUUGCAAAUUACAGGAGAAGAACAUCUGAAAGGCUAUAAAGCAAUCAGAGAUAAAAGGACUGGUGAAUUAUGCGGAAACACGCGUUACUUUUGUGGAGAAUGCGGAUCACAUCUUUAUGCACAUGAUCCAAAAUACGAAGACUAUAUUUAUCCUUACGCUUCUGCAAUUGAUACGCCUUUGCCAGAACUAGACCCACAAGCGGAUGUAUAUCAUAUUAUGAUCGGUUCAAAGGCUGAUUGGGUCAACGUUAAUGACAAUAACAAACACGUAUUCAACGAAUAUCCUGAUUGCUCUCUUGAGGAAUGGCACAAGAAAAAUGAUCGCUUCGUAAAGGAUCAGUGAGUGCUUUAGAUUAUUGACUUAUAUCAAAUUCUUAAGCCAGCAUUUGUUACUACAAGAUUUUCCUUCGAUGAUUUUAAUCAUCAAUAACAAUUUGGGAGAAUAAUUAUUGUAGUAUAUUGUGGUCAUAAUAAACGCAUUAGCUGAAUGACUUAUAAUGACAUACAUGCUUAAUGGUCCUACUUACGGAUGUG